CCGCCAUGCUGCUUCCAUCAGCACAACAGCAACAAUAACAAUGAUCGUGCUUGUUUACCUUUCGCAACAUUUUUGUGAUAAGAAGAUAUUCUGAUAAGUUUAUGCGUAGAUUAGCAAAUACCACCUACCCGUUAGUGCAAUAAUUGACGCAAAGUCACCCCAGUGUGAUACAAUAGUGCCGUGCCCGAGAGCAUCAUGUUGGAUAAUCCCGUAAAACCGACGGAGGUCAGCGUGAAGAAUCGGAUCGAUUUGGCGGUGGUUCCCCUGGAAGCUUUAAGCUCACGGACACGGGAGUUGGUAGCCGAGUUGCUGAAUCACAAACGAAUAUUCACGUCCGAGGAUGGCUACUUUCGUGACUGGCGCGGUGUGUUCGAUGUCAUUGGCAUUCCCAAAAGCUUCCUACCGCUGGUGUCUACCAAUCCGAAUCCGACCCGCUGCCUGCUGGACCUGUGGCAAAGCGAAACCCAUCAGUGUAAGCGCGAGCCGAACCUGGCCGAACUGCAAUGCGUGCUCGGUUGUAUCGACCGUUGGGAUAUACUGGACGACACUUCCAAAAUGUUUGAGCGUGAUGCAGAACAGUUUCUACUGCGGGAGCAAAAGCGUGCUGCACAGCGGGGGCGCGAAACGGAAGCGACCGAAUCGAAGGUCAGCGCGGAUAGCGACAUUAUCACGCGGGACGAUACGUCCGACCACAAGCAGCAGUACGAUGCGUUCAUCCUGUUCGCCGACGCAGACAUAGAAUUUGCCUCGAAAAUGGUGGACAAGCUGGAGGCGCGCGGGCUGCAGCUAUGCCUGCGCGAUCGUGACAUACUGGGUGGAAGCAAUUUUGAGCACGAAGUCAUUUCCCGCCUCAUAUCGGAACGCUGCCGGCGCGUGGUGGUGAUCAUUUCCAAAGCCUUCCUGGCCAGCCCGCUGAACGACUUCACCGUCACCUUUGCCCAGGCGCUGCAGAUAGAGCAAAAGGCGCGCAAGGUGAUACCGUGCGUGUACGAUCGGUGCGAGCUUCCGCCCCACCUGCGCUACACCUGCCGGCUGGACUACCAGCGGUCGCAAAAUCUGUACAACUUUUGGGACAAGCUGGCCGAAUCGAUACGCGAUACGCCCCGGAAGGUGGGCUUGGAGGUGAGCGGGCGCGAGUUGCCAGCACCGCAGAAGCCACCGGUCCACAGCAAACCGGUGGAAUUGAUUGGCCCACCGCAGCCGCUACCGAAGGUGGUAGUUGAGCAGCCCCCUUUGGUCGUGAAGCUUCCCAGCGCGGCGGAGCAGGACAGUCGCACCGGAAGCCUUAAAAAAUCACACUCCUUUUGGGACAUUUUCUCAAACUUUGGCCACAAAAAGGACAAACUGAACGGGAGCACCUCGCAGCUAAACCUAAACGAAAUGGCUACCCCGUUACCCAGCCCGAAGAAGGCGGGUUCUUCGCCGCUGGCACUGAUCAGGCGCGAUAAAAAGCAGCCCUCCGCUGCUAGUGCUUCGUCCGCUCCGUCCGCAUGUCCGCUAGAUCUUCCGCCAGUGAUGAAGCCAGUGAAGUCGAAAAAGAAGUGGUAUAAGCCGGGCAGCCGCAAGCUAGCUAGCGCUGUGUAAAUAUGCCAGCAGUGCCUUUUUACGAUGGCAUCGUCUGUGACACCGUAUCGUACGGGUAUGUUCUGUAUUUUAUUUUCACAUAUACACAUUGCUUUUACACAAUAAACUCCGUACAAGAGUACUGAUUCGAGCGAA
Molecule: messenger RNA, 1719 nt
Organism: Anopheles coluzzii
Lineage: Eukaryota; Metazoa; Arthropoda; Insecta; Diptera; Culicidae
Gene: Myd88
Product: myeloid differentiation primary response protein MyD88
Exons: 2
Coding region: 196-1584 (462 amino acids)
Biological process (GO): defense response to Gram-positive bacterium; innate immune response; Toll signaling pathway
Cellular component (GO): plasma membrane
Molecular function (GO): TIR domain binding; Toll-like receptor binding
Source: RefSeq, a predicted model, not a curated record